AUGAGUGAGCCCAAUCUGAACGAGAUUUCCCCCACGCGGCUCCCGCUGCAAGAGCACAAUGAUGCCUCCAGAGGCGGGUUGAAGACGGCUUCAAAGGCGCAGAGGGUGCUUGUGGAUUCUGGCGAAGAUGGAACAGCGCCUGAAGGCAGCCCGGUGUACAAGACCCUGCGCAAUGGAAAGCGCAUCCUGCAACUGCAGACACCUGCAUUAAAGGGCGCGGCUCGUGUGGCAGUGGAGGCCCCUGCCACCACCAGCAAGAAGGCAUCAAGAGUGCCAGUCGCACAGGAAGAAGAUGUCGAGAACUUCGGAGAGAAUGGGGAGAUCUCAGCGGAAGCUCUGACCAUGUUGGAGGCUGCCACUGCCACUGAAGCAGACUCCUCCUGGCUGGUUAGCACAGAGAUGGUUCCCAUCAGCUCGCCAGAAUCUGAGCAGAGCGGCGACACCACAGCAGCUGUGGAGACCCCAGGCGCAAGCCCUGUGCCAAGUGGAUUUGAUGCAUGCCUCGCGGAAAUGCACAAGGCUGGAUUGGUGACCAAAGAAGCCUCGACCUACAGCUGUGACACCGAUGCUGUGGCAGCUUCACACGGACUCGUCAACAAGUACUCACCACUGCCUGCGAAGACUCCCCAGAAAACCCCUGCUGUGAAGGAGCACACACUGCCAACACAGCUGCAGCUGAGCGAAGAGACAGGAGAGACUCCAUCGCCCCCCUCAUCAUCCAGAGUGCGCCCCAGCAGCUAUGCCCUGGAUGACUCCCUCAGCCUGGAAUGCUCACCUGCAGCCGGAGCCCCCCCGCCAAAGAUCCAGCACUCCAGCACACCUCAGAACAAUGCCGAGGACAGCUCAGAGGCCUCCACACUUCCCACACCGUCCACAGCAGAGACAGAGGAAGAUGCCAGCGACCCCUACCAGUGCAGCUCUCACACCAUGGCCUCUCCAGAGCCGGGCUCGCAGGGCACUCCGGCGCCAGCGGUGACUGCGCAGUACGGCUCUGCUUCACAGGAUGACUGCACCCCCAGCCAUGACAGGCUCCAGCUGGCAGAGCCAGCGGACCAAGGCGCCUCGUUUGUCACCCCAGAACCUCAGCCAGUGUCGGAGGAAGCUCCGGACAGCGAUGCAGCGCUGGACGUGCAGCAGACGCCAAAGGAGGAGGACACCAGUGAAGAUCCCUCAGCUGCUGCUUUCAUCCCCAGGAACAAGGCAACUCCUUACAUGCAGCGCAAGCUGCGGGAAAUCAAGGCAGAAGACUGGUCUGCAGACGACACAGUGAAACCCCACAAGAGCAAGCUUGAGCGCAUGAAAGAGGAUGCUGCUGCAGCUGCCAGGAAGAAAAGCAUGUCUUCUGUGGACAAGAGCCUCACCCGCAGGCUAGUGCAGCAGGCAGUCGGCAAGGCAGUGCGCACCGAUGGGAAGGAGCUUGGAGAGGUACAGGUCCUGAUGAAGCACAAGUCGCGCCUGGAGAAGGAGAAAGAGGCUGCUUUGGAGCUGGCAGCCUCUGAAACAAAUGGUGGCAAGCCACGGAAGGACAUCCCGUCUGCAUCUUCUGAGGGACGGGGCCUAAGCGCUAUGAAGGUGCACAAGAGCCGGCUUGAGAGGGAGAGGGAUGAAGCAGAAAAGCGCCGCGCAGACACUUCCGGCCAGGAGAAGCCCCUGCCCAGCUACAUGCGCGCAACCAAGGCCUUCAUCAUGAAGAACGAGAGCGGGCUUGGGGAGGAUAUGAAGGUGCACAAGAGCCAGCUGGAGCGCGACAGGGAUGCAGCCGUAGCUGCGCAGGCCGCACGCAAGAAGGCCGGCGUCAAUCCUGCCACGCCCUACCCCCACAAGGUCCGGCGCGCUGGCGUGGCGAGCGCUGCAAUCCAGGCAGCUUUUGGAGGGCAGGGUCUUGGGAACAUGCCCGUGCACAAGAGCGCGCUUGAGAAGGAGAAAGAGGCGGCUGCAAAGAAAGCCUCGGGCGCACUCAACCGUGCACCGCGCCCCCCUGUCAACAGGACUGCAAGCGUUGCGGCUGGCAGCGGCCUGGGAGACAUGAAGGUGCACAAGAGCCGCCUGCAGAAGGACAAGGAGGCAUGGGACAAAGCGGCCGCUGAGCAUGCUGAGGCAGGCAAGGUGAAGUCAAAGCCUGGCACGCCAAUGCAGGCAGAAUCAAACUACUUGCGCCCCACAGAGGCCUUCAACUACAAGGCGGGCGCACCCACCCCCACCAAGCAGGAGGAGGGCUUUUCCAGCUUUGUGCCCAACUAG
Coccomyxa subellipsoidea C-169 is the source of this 2241-nucleotide messenger RNA. RefSeq lists its product as hypothetical. The record is from RefSeq and is a predicted model, not a curated record. NCBI's taxonomy places the organism in Eukaryota, Viridiplantae, Chlorophyta, Trebouxiophyceae, Coccomyxaceae. Bases 1 to 2241 code for a protein of 746 amino acids. The transcript has 14 exons.